Rana temporaria (common frog) is the source of this 2037-nucleotide messenger RNA. RefSeq names its product oocyte zinc finger protein XlCOF6.1-like. The coding region runs from base 6 to 1232 and encodes 408 amino acids. The transcript has a single exon. Gene Ontology annotation, biological process: regulation of transcription by RNA polymerase II; central nervous system development. NCBI's taxonomy places the organism in Eukaryota, Metazoa, Chordata, Amphibia, Anura, Ranidae. The record is from RefSeq and is a predicted model, not a curated record. Gene Ontology annotation, cellular component: nucleus. Gene Ontology annotation, molecular function: DNA-binding transcription factor activity, RNA polymerase II-specific; RNA polymerase II cis-regulatory region sequence-specific DNA binding.
ACGGCAUGGAGAAACCCUCAAAGGAUCGUCUCACUUUAUCUCCAGGUUGUAAAAUGGAAGAUGAGGACAUCACAGGAGAUUGUGGAGGAGAAAAGACAAUGAGCUCCACUAUGGAUGGAGGACUUCACAGUGUGGAUAGACCAUGGAAUCCGUCCGACUCUGAGCAACCUCGUACUGUGAGGGGUGGGGCCGGGAUUCAGGGGGAGGAGCCAUUCUCCUGUCCUCAAUGUGGGAACAUUUUUAGCUCAGAAUUAGGUCUUUCUGUACAUAAGAGAUCUCACAAAGGGGAGAAGCUUCAUUCCUGUUUUGAGUGUGGGAAACGUUUUCUUUAUAAAUCAGAACUCAUCAUGCAUUACAGAUCCCACACAGGGAAGAAGCUGAAUUCCUGUCCCGAGUGCGGGAAACGUUUUCUUUGUAAAUCCAAACUGGCCAUACAUUAUAGAUCCCACACAGGGGAAAGGCCCUAUUCCUGUUCUGAGUGCGGGAGAUGUUUUUCGGAGAAGUCUGGUCUUUCCAGACAUCGGCGAUUGCACACAGGCGAGAAGCCGUAUUCCUGCCCGGAGUGCGGGAAACGUUAUUCUCAAAAAUCAGACCUUCUUAUACAUCAAAGAACCCACACGGGGGAGAAGCCGUAUUUCUGUUCCGAGUGCGGAAAAUGUUUUUCGCAGAAAUCAGAACUGGUUAUACAUCAAAGAUCUCACACAGGGGAAAGCCCAUAUACCUGCUCUGAGUGCGGGAAAGUUUUUUCAGAACGGGGCAGCCUUUCCCGACAUCAGAGACUGCACACGGGUGAAAAUUUGUAUUCCUGUCCCGAGUGUGGGAAAUGUUUUCUAGGUAAAUCUGACCUUGUUACGCAUCGGAGAUCUCACUCGGGGGAGAAGCCGUAUUCCUGCUCUGAGUGCGGGAAAGGUUUUUCACAGAAGUCCCAUGUUCUCACGCAUAAGAGGUCCCACACGGGGGAGAAGCCCUAUUCCUGUGAUCUGUGCGGGAAAUGUUUCUCGCAAAAGUCGAAUCUUACCGCGCAUCAGAUAUGCCACACGCAGGAAAAAUUGUUUUGCUGCCCCGAGUGCGGGAAAUGUUAUCCACGGAAAUCGUCACUUCUCACGCAUCAGCUCGCUCACUCGGGGGAGAAGCCGUUCUCCUGCGAGUGCGGAAGAAGGUACACGCGAAAAUCAGACCUUGCAAAGCAUCAAAGAUCUCACAGGGUAGAGAUGCCGUAUUCCCGCCCUUAGUGCGGGAAAUUUUUUCUAUUUAUUGUCGUUUUUCCUAUUGGUCAAACUCAGCGGACUUGUGUCUUUUUCAACCUCACUAGCUAAAUGCUCACAUAUCAUCAGUGAUUCUGAGCCAACCUAAGAGCCUCACAAGGGGACUCCUCUCCAUUCAUAUUCCUAAUUCUCAAGGCUUUGUUGGAUGGCAUUAAUGCAGCAGGGGGCGCUAUGCCCCACUCGUGUUAUUUUAGGCUUCUGCCAUGUAUUGCAUGUUACUAAUGUUCUAACAAUGUGCUGACAUCUAGUGUUAGAUUAGUGCCAUAGCAACUUGUUUAUUGGUGCGUUCCUUCAGGCUUCCCCUCCUGUUUAGUGCUAUAUGGUACCUUCUUGGUUGGUCCCUCCCUGUCUUGUUCUACGUUCCCUCAGUAGGUUUCUACUUUUUAAAGCAGACGCUAGGCUGGGUAGAAUUUUUGAGGAAGGAAGGGAAGUCCAAUGAGUCACACAUCAUAAAAAAAAACCUCAUGUAAAAGGUGGAAGCCUAGAUCACACCCCUGACAUGUUACGCCCCCCCGUCAACAGGGCUUAGUCAUGGGAGGCACAGCAGCAGGAGGAAGAUUGGGACUUCCUGGUAUCUCAGGGCCCUCUUUAACCACUUGACAACCGUGCUAUACCUGAAUGAGGGCUACAUCGCAGCCGGCUAGUUCUGGGACGCCGUGGUAUGAUCGCACCCGCUGCAGGGCGUGGACGGUCCUCCAGACACAGAUUGGGGUAAAGAGCCAAUCUUUACCAAGUGAUCAGCUGUGUCCAAUCACAGCUGAUCUUGGAUGUA